Molecule: messenger RNA, 1044 nt
Organism: Syngnathus typhle (broad-nosed pipefish)
Lineage: Eukaryota; Metazoa; Chordata; Actinopteri; Syngnathiformes; Syngnathidae
Product: oxygen-regulated protein 1-like
Exons: 5
Coding region: 1-1044 (347 amino acids)
Biological process (GO): axoneme assembly; intracellular signal transduction; retina development in camera-type eye
Cellular component (GO): axoneme
Source: RefSeq, a predicted model, not a curated record
AUGAGCAACACACCCACUCAGGAGAACCCCGUCCAGGCAUGUUCCCCAGCCAGUGGGCCUACACAACCCUCCCGAUCCAUCCAGCCGAUGUCCGACCCCUCAGUGCCAAAACGAUUGUGCUUCUACAAAAGCGGCGAUCAUACAUUCGGCGGGCACCGCUUGGUCAUCAACGCCCGCACCUUCAAGACCUUUGACGCCCUGCUGGAUGCCCUUUCCAAAAAAGUGCCUCUGCCUUUUGGGGUGCGAACUAUCACUACACCCCGAGGGACCCACCAAGUGAAAGGGUUGGACGAUUUACAGGACGGCGGGGCCUACCUGUGCUCCGACCAGAAGAGAGUAAAGCCGGUCAACUUGGAGGAGGUCCACCGGCGCCAGGUGCCCUGGAACAUGGCCAGAGGCUUCACCGCGGGUCGGCGGAAGCGCCAGGGACUCCACGGCAGGCCGGCUAAGGUUCCGGAGCGAGUGGCUGUCAGGACGCCGAGGAGGCUGGUGGUCAUCAAGAACAAGGAUCCCGACAUGAAGCGCACAAUUGUGCUGCAGAAAAGGACGGCGCCCACCUUUGACGCUUUGCUGGAUUACCUCUCGCAGAUUCUGCAAUUUCCAGUGCUCAAACUCUACUCUAUCGACGGAAGAAGAAUCGGAGGUCUUGCUGCUCUGAUCUUGUGCUCUGGAUUCCUCGUGGCGGCAGGCAAUGAGCCCUUUCGGCUCAGCAACCACGCUCUCCAAAGGACAAGCCAGACAGUCCAGGCGUUGUUCAUGGAAACGGGGCAACCGUCCAUGCAGCGGCAUCAAGCUCUGGACCCGGCCUGCUUGAAGACGUGCGGAUCCACCACAGUGGCUCGCCAGCGCAACGCUUGCAUCUUACCUCAGGACGACGACAUUGAGAAAUCCUUCCGGGUGAACCAAGAUGGCAGCAUGACCGUGGAGAUGAAAGUGCGUCUUACCAUCAAGGAGGAGGAGAUCCUUCACUGGAGUACCACAAUGAGGCAAAAGAGGAAAACCAACCUCCAGCUACUGCAGAGGAGGUUGGAUUUCAAAAAGUAA